Messenger RNA from Acanthosepion pharaonis, 576 nucleotides. Lineage: Eukaryota; Metazoa; Mollusca; Cephalopoda; Sepiida; Sepiidae. The record is from the annotation of a GenBank genome assembly.
AUGUUUUUGCUUUAUUUCAAAUUUUCUUUUCUUUUUCUUUCCUUUCAUUUUGUAUUUGAUUGUUGUACACCUUUUUCUGCUUCGUUUACUUAUAUAUUCAUUUUAUUUUCUGAUGAUAUUUCUAUUACUGCCAUUGCCCUUUUUCUCUUUUUCCACUCGUUUUUUUUUCUGUUAAAUUUUUUCGUUUUUCUUUCUUUGUUCUCUUUACUGUUUUCCUUCUUUUCUUCAUUUUUUCCAUCUUCUCAUUAUCCUUUGACUUUUUCUUCUCCUUUAGAUUGCUUUGUCGCUUUCUUUGAUGCUUUUUCCUUAUUUUCUCUUUUAACUCUGGCAUCAUUUUCUUUUCUCUGCUACUCUUUAUUUUUCAAUUUUCUUUCUUUUUCGCCAUGUUUGUUUUCUGUUUUCUUCAUCCUAGAUUUCAUAUCCACAUUCUUCCUUUUCGUUAAACCCCAUUUCUCGUCCCCUUAUCUUUUUUUUCCUUCUCUUUUCCAGUCAUUUAUCUCUUUCUUUUAUUCACCGCCCGCUUCUUUCGUCACAAUUCAGAAAAUGCUUUCCAUCUUAGCUCCCUCAGAAAUGUAA